CUGCUGGCUAGUUUAAAAGAAUUAAUGCGGAACUAGUAGAACUUCACUAGACUAAUUGCAGAGAAGUGUAUGGUACGGUUCAGUUCUGUGGCUUAAUCCAGUUAUAUAACUGUUUCCCGAGGAAUCUAUCAUCCAUAUAGGGAGUGGCAUUUUCUAAAGCUGUGAUGCAACACUCAAUUGUUGAAUAUCUUUCGGAACAUGAAGGCUACCGAUGUGGAUAUUGCGGAUCGCCCGACUCCAACUUUUCGCAUGGAAUGUGGGCUCACAACCUAACGUGUCAAGACUACCAGGAUCUUAUUGAUCGAGGGUGGAGAAGGAGUGGUAAAUAUGUCUACAAGCCUACUAUGGAUAAGAUGUGCUGCCCACAGUACACUAUCAGAUGCCAUGCACCAUCGUUGAAGUUGAAGAAAUCCCAGAAAAAAGUACUGAAAAGGGCGACCAAAUUCUUCACCACCGGAGAAUUGCCAGGAGGGGAGGGAGGGGUACAGCACGACGGGGAAGACGCCCCUGGAGGGGUGCAUCCAAUGCCCCCUUCACAUCAGGAGCUUCCGCAGAUGCCAAUGGAGGAUAUAUCAAAGAUACAAGGAGGAGUUCAAGAGUCAGAGGGUGAGGCCAGAGUAGCGAAAGGUCAGUCAGAUGUCAAAGGUCAGUUAGAUGUCAGUGUUCCAUCGGAGCAUGGAGGAACAGAAGGAGAAAGAGCAAGGACGAGUGACGAAAGUCCGGCAACUGUCUCUAUAGAGAAACAGAAAAGGAUACCUAAACCAGGCUUAGGUGCAGACCCAACCAAACCACCGUGCAAGAAAUCAAAACUAUUACGGCUAGAAAAGCGCCAAGAGAGGCUGAAGCAGAAGGCUAAUACAGAGAGUUCUGAAACCAACAUUAGACCAAGUAAUUCAUCUAAGACUGAGAAUUUACCAAAAUCACUGGAGGAGUUGAUAGUAGAUGCUAUACCUGGUCAGGAUCCUAAACAUCGGUUAGAGAUCAAACUGGUUCGAUCUAAUCCAAUGUCGGAUGAUUUUAAGCGAACACUUGAAGAAAGUCAUCGGGUCUACACAAAAUAUCAGAUGUGCAUCCACAAUGAUGCAGAGACCAAGUGCAAUCUCAGACAGUACAAGCGUUUCUUGGUAGAUUCACCCCUUGUUGAACAGUACUCGGAUGACGGUCCUGAAUGCGGCUAUGGAUCCUUCCAUCAACAUUACGUCCUUGAUGGUAAAAUCAUUGCCGUCGGUGUCAUUGAUAUACUACCGACGUGCGUAUCAUCGGUCUACUUCUACUACGAUCCUGAGUACAGACACCUCACAUUGGGUACCUUCUCAGCACUAAGGGAACUAGCUUUCACAAGAUUACUGAACGUGACUGCUCCAUCAUUAGAGUACUACUAUAUGGGCUUCUAUGUGCAUUCAUGUAGGAAAAUGAGGUACAAGGGUCAGUUUUACCCUUCUUAUUUACUAUGUCCCGAGGCUUACAUCUUUCAACCCAUAGAGGAUUGUUUACCAAGGCUGGAUGUGAACAAGUACUCGCGCUUUGCAUCGGAAGAUGAAUCUGAUGCGGCAGUUAGCCUUGAAGAGGUAUUGGUACUCCACAAACACAUCGCCAUGCCGUACCCGGUCUACAAGCAAUACCGCCCUCAAGCAGCAGACGAAGAAGAAGUCAAGGAAUAUGCUCAGAUGGCCGGCAAGAAGUGUGUAGGACAGAUGCUGCUGUACAGAAACUGAACCAGUACAUUUCACUUAUGCAGUGUCUGUAUGGUAACAACAUUUGUGAUAUCUAUUCUACCUAAACUGUCCCUGAUACUUGACACGUUUGAAAGCUUUUAAUUGAAAUAAGGUUUAACACCAAGUCCACCCUACUUAUAGAUGUCUGACCAACAACAGACAAAUUGAAGAAACAUUUAAAACACUUAAAAACUUGUCAAAAUCAGAUGUAAAAAUGCAGGGAGGCCACUAAAUUCAGACUUCUUAUGCAUAUUUUCAGCCAUUGAAACAACAUUUUUUGUGUGUGUACAAAGUGACUUGAUCUAGAUGAUUCUCAAAGUUUCUUACCAAUUCUAUGUGGCGUCCCUGAAAUAAGAAGGUUAGAACACAAUCGUUUUACUACUUUUUCACUUGGGGAAUGGCACAACUUUCUUAUUUCACAUCCAAAUUUGAUGAAAUUUUCAGUGUUGUACUUGCUUGAAUUUUUUCUAAUUCUUCAAUUCCAAUAUAUAUUUAGGUGGAUUUGGCCUUUAACAAAUGAGUGAGUGAGGAGUGCCAUUUCUCAGUACCUAUCAUGACAUUUACAGAAAGUAUUUUGAAUUUAAAGUAGGUAUAUUUAAUAUCUGGAAAUAAAAAAAGAUGGGAAAGUAAUUUUUCAGUGGUUUUAGUUGCUACUAAAGCCUAGUAUACGCACACACAAAAAACAAUCCUCUCAUAGGAAAGACUUGGUUAUAAGGAAUACUGUCCAAUCAAGGAAUGCGAGCACAUUGACUUAGUUUUAAACCAAGGCACUAUUACAUGACCUUAAGCAUGACUAUGAAAUCUGCGGAUAUUGUAAGUCAAGCCAUCCAUUCUAAAAUGGAAAGUAUGAAAUAUAUUUGUCAUUGCCAUGGAAUAACUAACAAAAAUAUGUACCAAAAACAUAGAUCGAUUAGGCAAAAGUGAAACAAAAGGAACACAAGGGUAACACACUCUUGAUAAUGAGUGCUGUCGGAUGGUUCGCAUCCAGAAAUCGGGGAUGUCGAUCCCGCUGUCUCUGUUGAAGUUGUUAGGACAAAGACGUAUACUAAUGGCCUCCUUAAUCCUGCGUGUAUACCAUUGUCUCUCUUUGGCAACGCAAUGUACACCCAAUCUGGGUGGUGUUGCUUCUCCCAAGCAUGUUCUGCCACCGCGGAUGUGUCGGUUCGCUGUAACCGAACAUCGCGCUUGUGUUCAGAAAUGCGUUAAGAGUUCAUUUAGAUUGGAUGUUGCUUUGUGUAUCUUCUCCUUUUGUUUUCCUACUAGUGCCGCUAUGUGGGUUUACACCUAAGGUUGAAUUAUCUUGGAUGUGCUCAAUAUACAGUCUCUGCUGCUCCUCCCGACCCUCAAUAAGUUCAGUAAGAUUGUUCACCGUGCUCUGCAUUCGCUAAAUAUCACUUUUCAGCGAAGACAUUUCCCCCGAAAGUUUUGACUCCAUUUUUCAAUCCUCUUGAUUAGCUUGUUUGGUGGCACAUCCUCUGAUUCAUUUUUCUUUCUCUGACGCUUUUGUGGUUUUCUGCCGUCCGGUAGGGGUAUCGGUUGGAAACACGUUGGCAUAUGGUUUUGUUCCCCCCAUCUCCGUCCGAGUGUCUUGACUUAAUAACUGGUCUGCCACGUCACCAGCAUUCGAUAUGGGCGAAUAAUUUUCAUCUAGGAGAGGUAUGUCCUGCCCCUGGGGCCCAACUUGGUGCACAAUUUGAAGUUCAUCUCCAAAGCAAUUGAAGUUGGUCGCGAUCGCCAUGAUAAUGAUACAAGUAUAGAGCUUGAGGAAGUCCAGAAAAAUAAGAAAGUUACAGCACAAAUGGUAAGGACGAUGAAACCACAAUGUCACAGUUUCAAAAGAGGAUCUUGCGAAAAUUUCUCGCUGAGCAGGUACUGAACGCCUUCUUCUCUUAGCAGCUCCUGACCCAGUGCAGUGAAGGAAUUAACUAAUCAAAAGACAAAAAAGAAGCAUCCGUAACAAAUAUAAACAGAGCUUCUAAAUUUUCUGUAAGACAUGCAAGGCAAGUUAGCUUUUUUUUUAAUAAAUUGGGUAGAGGAGGGAGUAGGAGGUUAGAAAGGUGGCCUCCUUAAGGAUGUUGAGCAAAAUUAAGCAUUUCUUUAUCAUUCCCAGAAGGGGGGAUAUUCUCCUCCAUUAGGUUGUUCAAAAAUCAAGAUUAGAACUACCCCCGUCCCUCCCCCCAGUAGUACCCUGCCUGUGCUGUAUUGUAAGCCCUAUGCUGUAUCAAGGACUGAAAUUGUUUUCUUAUUUAUUUCAAACAUUCAUACAAACAUGAAAAUGAGUAAAGACAUAUAUAUAUAUAUCAAAGAUUGAUUCAACAUGAAUGACACUGUCAAAUAAUCCACUCAUAUCAAUACUUCAGCCUUCGUUUCACCCUUAACGUCACAGAAGUGAUGUUUUAAAUACAAGAUCAAUAGUUCAUAAUUUUUACAGAUACUAAUUACUAUAAGCACUAUCAAAUGCAUUCCAGGUUUCAUAAAAAAGUAGCUUUUCUGCAUGACAUUGUAAGAAAAAAACAGCACAUCACUUCAAGGAGUGUGCUGGUAACUCCUUGAUCACUGCUUAUAAUGUACAUCAUUACAAUUAAUAUUGUCUAUAGUGUUCAAUACCUGUCAUUCUUAGCCCAUCCAAGGUAGCCUUACUGAGGCAGAGCUUGCCUCUGUCACCUCUACUCAGACCAGGUACUACAUUGCCUUCAGACUCCCAUUCAUCCAAGAAUGAUAAGAAAUCUUCCUUGAGAAACUGAAAUAAUAUAAAGGUUUGAAAACAUAUAUCAAAUAACAGACCACUUUGAUUUUAUUUAAUCAAUUAUUAAAAAAUUAAAUGUGGAUUAUUCAAAGUAUUUCUUUUCAAAGUAAGAUGUACAUCAAUAAAAUAAUAAUAAAAAACUGUUAUCGAACAUAUUUAAUUCAAGAAAAUAUGAGCCUAUUUUCAUUUAUUGCAAAAAAUAAAUUUCAGAUCUUUUCAAGCAAGAUUAACAAAUAUAUGAAAGUAUUUCAUUAACAUCCCAACUUAGAACUUAUAAAUGUCAAAAUGGGUUUGAAGGGGUGUUACAAUUGAGAGAAGGGAAAUCAGCAAUAAGCUCCUCACCACAAAUCUCCAGUCAUCAACAGAUGUGUACGCCUCCAAAACAAUGUUUCUCUUCUUCCUCCCUACAAAGAGACUGGAGACAUUUAGACAGUCUAAGAAGGUGUCUACCAUCCUCACAAAGUACCAAGUGCUUUCAGUUUCUUCAAGUCCUUGUAGUUCGAGAGCAUUUGCCAUGGUACUGCUUAAAACCUGUAAACAAAAUGGGGCCAAAGGAUACAUGUGGUUAAUUCAUGGAGAAUAAUUUAUGAAUUCAAGGUCUUACUAUUUCUCUGUCUCUCUCCAUCAUCAUAAGCUGAUUUCCCCCUCUGCCAUCUUUUUUUAACACUUCAAAUUUUGGUGCAGUCAAUUAAAAAACUCUCACUGUAAUUCUCUUCAGAUUUCAACAUUCUUCAUAUUGAAAGCUAACAAAACAAUGUUAGAGAAGAAUUAUUUAGAAACAAAUUAUUACUAAGUACGAAGGACAAAAUAAUAUUUGUAUUGUUUUGGAAUAUUAGCAAACUAACCUGGGAUGCUAGAGACACACGCAUUCUUGAUGUGGGAGUAAGGUGGAGAUGAUCGUUUGAUAUCUUGUACGAUUUGUGGAGUCCAGAGCCUGUCAUGCGGUCCCAUUCUACCACAUUUAGGAAGUGGCGCCAGGAUAUCUGCUUGCCCCGGAACUAAAGAGAGAAGAGUGAUUAUAUUUGAAGAAAAAAAAAUGACUUCAAGAUGACAAAAGUACUUUAAAAAAAAACUUUUAUAAUAACAUACGCAUACAGUUAUUCCAUGAAAGUUUCAAUCAACAUCUACAGACAAAUCUAGAUUAGUAAUUAUGUUUUACUUUAUUCAAGGAGUUACCAGUUUUGUGACUCAAAAUAUCAUCUAAAACGUAAAACUUACAUACAUAAACUAAGUUCCUAAAACAAUAAAAUGAUAACCUGACAAACUGAAAAGAACAUAUUUACAUUUUUGGGAGACCACAACAACUGUAAAACAAUUAUAAAGAUGUAAAUACAAUCAUGAACAGGCACAUGUUACAAACUAUGAUAAGUGUAUCUCUCUGCUACUGAAGGUG
Molecule: messenger RNA, 5854 nt
Organism: Lytechinus pictus (painted urchin)
Lineage: Eukaryota; Metazoa; Echinodermata; Echinoidea; Temnopleuroida; Toxopneustidae
Product: arginyl-tRNA--protein transferase 1-like
Exons: 9
Coding region: 165-1715 (516 amino acids)
Biological process (GO): protein arginylation
Cellular component (GO): cytoplasm
Molecular function (GO): arginyl-tRNA--protein transferase activity
Source: RefSeq, a predicted model, not a curated record